AUGUCCUUCGUCAACCCCUUUCGCGACAUCGCCGCGCGAAACCUCCACAUCUUCAAAUCCCAGCCCGUAGCCGAGAUAUCAGGGUCGCUGGGUGAUCUAGGCACAUUCCUGCCCCUCGCCAUCGCUCUGUCCAUCAAUGGCACCAUCUCUCUAUCCAGCACCCUCGUCUUCUCCGGAAUAGCCAAUAUCUUGACAGGGUUAUUUUUUGGCAUCCCGCUACCCGUCCAGCCCAUGAAGGCGAUCGCCGCCGUCGCAAUCGCCAAUGCUUUUACUAACGGCGAGAUUGCCGCUGCCGGCAUUUUUGUAGCUGCUUGUAUCUUUGUAUUCUCGGCGACGGGUUUGUUGCGCUGGUUCGCAAAUGUGAUUCCCAUCCCUGUUGUCAAGGGAAUUCAAGUCGGGGCCGGGUUAUCGUUGAUUAUUGCUGCUGGUGGUAGUCUGUCCAAGCUGGGAUGGGUUACUCCAUCGUGGGCGGAUAACCGAAUCUGGGCCAUCGUGGCUUUUUUGUUUUUGUUGGCCACGAACUAUUAUCGACAAAUUCCGUAUGCUUUGGUGGUGCUUGCGGCUGGUCUAGUGUUCGCUAUCAUCAGUGCAACGCAGGCGAUGGAUCUACCCAACUUCAGGCUAUGGAUUCCUGUUUUGACUGUUCCUGGUGCUGGGGAUUGGCGUGUUGGAAUUGUCCAAGCUGGUAUUGGGCAGUUACCGCUUACGACAUUAAACUCUGUUAUUGCCGUUGUGCAUCUGGCUGGCGAUUUGUUUCCCGAAGUGACGACGCCUUCAAUCACAUCCGUCGGUCUAAGUGUCUCGAUCAUGAAUCUAGUAAGCUGCUGGUUCGGCGCAAUGCCUGUCUGUCACGGAUCGGGGGGUCUAGCAGCCCAGUACCGAUUCGGUGCCCGAUCAGGAUCUAGCGUUGUGUUCCUGGGAGUCUUGAAAUUGUUGUUUGGUUUCUUCUUCGGAAACACUCUUGUGGGACUGCUCAAGUCAUUCCCCUACGCCCUACUUGGUAUCAUGGUCAUCGCCGCCGGUCUGGAACUGGCUAGCGUAGGUGAAAGCCUCAACACAACAGGGGCUCGUGACCUGAAGAAAGAUACCCCAGCUGGCAUACUAGGUGACCAUGACCGUGAAAUUGGGCCCGUGUUGAGUGAUGACGAACGCAAGAAGAGGUAUACGGUCAUGUUCGUUACCAUUGGAUUCUUGGUUGGAUUCAAGAAUGAUGCAGUGGGAUUCAUUGCAGGCAUGCUGUGUCAUUGGAGUUUUCAGAUUUCGGAUUAUUUGCAUUUGAGGAGAGCGGAGGGCCAGAUUCAGUUGACAGAGUGA
Messenger RNA from Talaromyces marneffei, 1314 nucleotides. RefSeq lists its product as uncharacterized. The transcript has a single exon. The coding region runs from base 1 to 1314 and encodes 437 amino acids. Lineage: Eukaryota; Fungi; Ascomycota; Eurotiomycetes; Eurotiales; Trichocomaceae. The record is from RefSeq and is a predicted model, not a curated record. Gene Ontology annotation, molecular function: molybdate ion transmembrane transporter activity. Gene Ontology annotation, biological process: molybdate ion transport.